AGGAAUAACUAACCCAAGAACAAUUAAACACCAUACGAUACAUUAAAAAAAAUUGCCUUCGAGGAUCUAUGUGUGAAGUGCAUCACCGUUCUAUGUCCUGCAAAAGAAUAGUUAGUUCAACCUUUCUUAUCUAGUUUACCAGUGAAUGGAGGAACAAUUAUUGUACCUUUGCUGUCUCUCAUGUGAAAAAUGAUGCUAAUAUUUUCAUGACCACAGUUCACUCUUUAUCAGAGAAUAUAUCUGUUCUAGUUAAAUCCUUUUGUUGCAUACUUUGUUACAAUCUACAUACUAGACUAGGCAACUAUGAAAAAAACUUUCCUGUUUAGAAUGGAAUUUCGACAUUUCUUACCAAGAAUAAGCACAUGAAAAAUUUAAACAAAUUUCCAGUUUAAGAAUGGUGUUUCAAUAAUUCAUAGUAAUCUGACACACUUUCUAGAAUAGAUUCAGAAAAGAAUUCAGCCAUCAUGAAACUUGACAACACUUGUUCAUCACACAAGGGGUCAUGUCAUACAAAAUCAAGGGGAAGAAGAAUUUUUCUUAUCCUUAAGGAGGUCUAAAGCCGAAAACUUCAACCUUAUCUGCUGCUGAAUUAUUAUCCUUUUCAGAUGAAGGCUUUUUCCACCCUUAUAAAUUGGUGCAAGAAUGCCAAAGGGUUGAUCCGAACACAUGAACAUAACCUCAGAGCACAAAACUUCCAACAUGUUCCAACAACUUUGAUGCUAGAAAUUCUAACAAAAAACUAAGGCAGCAGUGAAAUUCAAUAAGAUGGAGAGAGUAAACGCGUUAGCAAAAACUAAGGCAGCAAUGAUAUUCAGCAAGAGCACAGACUGCAUGAGCCACAGCAUUGAGACACUGUUCCAUGAACUUGGUGCAAGCCCAGGAGUUCAUGAACUGGAUCACGAUCCCAAAGGACGGGAAAUGGAAUGGGCCUUACAAAAAUUGGGCUGUAAUCCAACUGUUCCUGCAGUCUUUAUUGGUGGAAAGUAUGUGGGCUCAGCAGGAGAUGUUCUUGCUGCUCACCUUAAUGGUUCUCUCAAAGAUAGGCUCAUGCAAGCAAAAGCUAUCUGGCUUUAACACCACUAUUAUUCAAGAAUAAAGGCAUAUAUUAUAUGCUUGUAUCCAAAGGAUUUCUAUACAUAAGCUUUAUGUAUCAAUAGCUAUAGUGAAAUGUACAGAACGAACUCUAAUACAGCUUGCAGUUACUUUGUAGGGGUAGAAAAUGUCAUGCAGCUUACCAAAUAGCCUGCAAAUAAUCAAGUAUAUAGGUGCAAAACCAGUACUUAUAAGUUAAAAGUACAUGUAUAUAUUUGCAAAAAUGACUUAAAAAUCUUACUAGAUCAAAUUUUAGGAAAUCAAGUUUUAUAGGCAGUUUUCUUGAAUCAAGUUAAUCUUUUGAUUGGCAAUUUAGCAUGAAUUCAUACAUGAAAAUCAAAUUUCAGGAAAUCAAGUUUUAUAGGCAGUUUUUCUUGCAUUAAGUUAAUCUUUUGAUUGGCAUGAAUUCAUACAUAAAAUCAAAUUUCAGGAAAUCAAGUUUUGCAGGCAAUUUUUCUUGCGUUAAGUUAAUCUUUUGAUUGGCAUGAAUUCAUACAUGAAAAUAUCAUUUACGAAUACUUUUUCACUAACAACAGUCCAACA
Messenger RNA from Chenopodium quinoa (quinoa), 1635 nucleotides. RefSeq names its product glutaredoxin-C11-like. Lineage: Eukaryota; Viridiplantae; Streptophyta; Magnoliopsida; Caryophyllales; Amaranthaceae. The transcript has a single exon. The record is from RefSeq and is a predicted model, not a curated record. The coding region runs from base 766 to 1074 and encodes 102 amino acids.